AUGGCUGGUGUUAAGAGAAGAUUAUGUAGUGAUUCAGAUAUCCAUGCUCUUCACAAAGAAUUGGAUGAAGUUUCAUGUCCUAUCUGCAUGGACCAUCCACAUAAUGCUGUUCUCCUCCUUUGCAGCUCUCAUGAGAAGGGCUGCAGAUCUUACAUUUGUGAUACAAGUUAUAGACAUUCAAAUUGCUUGGACAGAUUUAAAAAAAUGAGGGAGAAUUCUAAGGAGAACCAAAAUUUACCCAGUUCUUUAGUUAACACAAACAAUUCUGGUAAUAGUUUUGAUAUUAAUAUUACUAUGCAAUCUGACAUGCAUGAUGUUAAUGAACUCCAUCAAAAUGAAAUUAAUACUCUAUUGUCUGUUGGACUUGCACAAGGAUCAAGACAGGGUGAUGCCCAAGAUCCAAGUAGGCAUUUAGACCCACAUGAUGAAGGAAUUUUAGAAACUGCUGAUUCUGAGACCUUGCAGGACAGGGCUGUGCAUGAGGAUUUACAUACAGAUAAUUCAUCUGAGUCAAAAUUGAAUUUGAAAUGCCCUUUAUGCCGAGGUGCAGUAUUGAGCUGGGAGGUGGUUGAAGAGGCUAGAAAUUAUCUGAACCUGAAGAAGAGAAGUUGCUCAAGGGACUCGUGCUCAUUUGUUGGUGAUUAUCUGGAAUUGCGAAGGCAUGCAAGGAGAGUUCAUCCUACUUCUCGUCCCUCUGACAUUGAUCCUACAAGAGAAAGAGCCUGGCGACAUUUUGAACGCCAGAGAGAAUAUGGCGAUAUUAUGAGUGCUAUUCAGUCUGCCAUGCCUGGAGCUGUGCUAGUUGGGGACUAUGUUCUUGAGAAUGGAGAUGGUAUUGGUAGGUUAUCAGAUGAACAUGAAGGCAACAUGAGCAAUGGAAACGGGCCUUGGUUAACGACCACUAUCUUGUUUCAAAUGAUGGAUAGUACCAUUGAAAUUGUUAGGGAACCAAGAGCUCAUUCAAGUGCAUGGACGAGGCACCGCCGUUCAUCUGAAACCCGGCGCUAUCUUUGGGGUGAGAAUUUACUCGGUCUUCAUGAAAACGACAUUGAGAAUGAUCUGAGAAUAUUUAGUGAUGCAGGUGAAGAUCCAUCUCCUGUCCCAAGGAGGCGUCGACGUUUGACCCGAACGAGGUCCAAUUAA
Messenger RNA from Sphenostylis stenocarpa, 1143 nucleotides. NCBI's taxonomy places the organism in Eukaryota, Viridiplantae, Streptophyta, Magnoliopsida, Fabales, Fabaceae. The record is from the annotation of a GenBank genome assembly.